Molecule: messenger RNA, 846 nt
Organism: Aspergillus ibericus CBS 121593
Lineage: Eukaryota; Fungi; Ascomycota; Eurotiomycetes; Eurotiales; Aspergillaceae
Gene: cyt19
Product: putative arsenic methyltransferase Cyt19
Exons: 5
Coding region: 1-846 (281 amino acids)
Molecular function (GO): methyltransferase activity
Source: RefSeq, a predicted model, not a curated record
AUGGAGCCAAGCAAAAUGUACAAUCUAGUCCAAUCUCGCUAUAGCGAACUAGCCUCCCGAUCCUUCACCGAGCACACAGCGGUCGCUGAAAACGUGGCCAAAGCCUUCGGGUACCGCCCAUCGGAGUUACGCUCCAUCCCCCCAAACGCGAAUAUGGGCCUGAGUUGCGGGAACCCCGUUGCAGUAGCCAAUCUGCAAGCAGGCGAAGUCGUGAUCGACCUGGGCAGCGGUGGAGGCAUGGACGUUUUGCUCGCGGCACAGAAAGUCGGGCCCACGGGGAAAGCAAUCGGGGUGGAUAUGACGCGCAACAUGAUCGAGCUGGCGCGCGAGAACGCCAAGAAAGCCAACGCAUACAAUGCAGUCUUCCUCGAGAGCGCCAUCACGUCGAUUCCACUGCCGGAUGCCACGGCAGACUGCGUGAUCAGUAACUGCGUGGUGAACCUGGUGCCGACGGCGGAGAAACCGCGGGCGUUCAGGGAGAUGUUUCGUCUGUUGAAGCCUGGGGGUCGUCUCGCCAUGACGGAUAUUCUCGUUUGGAAGCCGCUCCCGGACGGGAUGGCGAUGGAUUUAUCCUUGUAUGUUGGUUGUAUUGCGGGAGCGAGUCGCGUGCAGGAGUAUGAGGAGUAUUUGCGGAAUGCGGGUUUUGAGCAGGUUAUGAUUGUCGAUUGCCAGAAGGACCUUAAUAUCUACAAGGAGGUAUUUGUUGAUCAGGAUGAGGCUAGCUGCGGGUGUUGUCAAUCUGGGGCUGGGGGCUCAUUGAAGUCAGGUCAGUCGAUUGCAGAGAGAGCGGAAGUUAAUCUGAAUGAAUGGGCUGGCUCGUUUGAGAUCUAUGCCCUCAAGUCAUAG